UUCUCUUCCAUCAUCUUUUCACGGCUCCCAUCCUCCGUCAACCCUCUCCGGAAGCUGCUUCCAUCAUGUCUCUCUCUGUUAUAUAUAAAUAAAUAAAUUAUGAAUCCAAAUUAAUAAAAAUAGAAAAUCUAGAAUUGUUAAUUAUUAAAUGCAUCGAUGUCCAGUACAAAUGCCUCACAUCUCAACAUGACUUGUUUAAUAUUGCAUGUAACUCAUUUCUCCUUAGUCCUAAAUCGAUAGUGUGACAGAUGUGCACAUCAUCAAAUAUCCAAAAACACUAAUAAAUAUGUACACAUGUAUAUAUUUAGAUACAUACAUUUUGUGCACGACAACAUGCUAUCAUGUGGACGUGUAUGUAUCUAUGUACGUUAAAUUAACACGUGUCCGCCUACGCAUAUUCCGUGGUUAGCUUGUGACAAAUGCAGAGCUGGAAGAGUCGCCUCUUUAUGUCCCUCUGCAUCCUUUUCAAGGUUACCUUCCUUUCCCUUUUAUCACCUCCUGAUCUACUGCUUAAUGAAUUACUGUAUAUCUCUUAAUUUCUAAGUCUUAAUAUAUGUUUACGCAGAGUUGGAGGAGCAAGAAGUGAAGCAAAUUGAGUCAUCAGAUCCCGCAAGUCAGGUCCAACAAGCAGUUGAGAAUUGCCUACAGCCUUUGUCAUCACCAAAUUGCUCCACUACUUCACCUAGUUUCCAUCGGUGGACCGUCAUGGACUACUAUAACGCAUAUACUACUCGACAGAUUACUCCCACCAUGGUAAUUAAUUCAUCCUACGUAUAAGGCCUACCCACUAAGAUAAUUGAGUGCAAUCCCUAAUUUUAUACCCAAAUCCAUAAGAUCGGUUUAAUAAAAAAAAUAUAAAAUUUUGAUUCGUCUAAAUACAUAAAAAGUACAUUUAAGAAUUUGAUAUAGUUUUGUGGCUGGGUGACGAUUAAUUGUUGUGAGAAAUGCGUGUAGGUGGCAGAAAGGUUAAUAGCAGCCAUUGAAGAAAGUUCAAGUGCGCCAUGGAAUAUGGGAUUCUUUAUUAAUCACUGCCCAAAAGACAUCCUCAAACAAGUCUCGGAAUCAACUCUUCGAUAUGAAAGAGGUACGUACGUUUAUCACUGACUUAAAUUUGUACAUAUUUGUUGAUAGAACAGAUACAGUAUAAUGAUGAUGAAAUCAACAGAUAAUCAAACACAUACACCGGAGUUACGUGGUAUCCCUGUAUAUGAUCCAGGACUAAUCCACGGAAGAGAUUAAACGCUCUUCAGGCUAUUAAUUUUACUGAAUUGUGCAAAGAGAAAGAAGAUACAGAAUGCUCAGCCGCCAAACCACCUCUACCCUUUUUAACUCCUAACGUGCCCUAGGUUAGACUCAACAUUCUACCUCUAACCGUGCAUGAGCCUGCAUGAUUACGUACGGACUUAUUAGCUGGGCCACGUACAAUCUAACUCUCCUAACAUAAGACAUAAACCGUAGCCUAAUACAUAUAUGCUCAAUAUCCUCCCCCAAAUUGAUGUCGAGUUCGCAGCAUCAAUUUUCCCCCAAGAUACCAAUGCAGACUUGUGGGAAAGGCCUUUGUAAAAAGAUCUGCAACCUGUUCUUUUGUCUGUAGAUGAAGUAAGCUGACAGUACCGUCUCGAACAAGAUCACGAAUGUAGUGCACAUGGAUCUCAAUAUGCUUCGUAUGAUCAUGAAGAACAAGAUUAGUUGCUAUACGAAUAGCACUAGUGUUGUCAACAUGUAGUUCCAUAGGUGAAGGACAGGAGAUGCCAAAAUCUGAUAAGAGGCGACGCAGCCAAACCAUUUCUGACCCAACCUCGGACAUAGCCCGAUAUUCAGCUUCAGUAGAAGAUUUUGAAACUUUAUCCUGCUUCUUGCAACGCCACGAAAUAUAAGCCCCACCAAACUGGACACACCAUCCAGAAGUAGAUCAAUGUGUAUCAAGACACCCGGCGUAUCCGAAUCUGAGUAAGCAUAAAGCUUAGCUGAGCCUGAAGAAGGAAAAAGAAUGUCGACCUCUCUUGUUCCCUGUAAGUACCGUAGUAUCCUGUGGACUGCAGCAAGAUGAUCUACACAAGGUUCGGCCAUGAAUUAACUGGCCAGCUGAACUGCAUACGAGAUAUCAGGGCGAUUAGCAGAUAGAUAAAUAAGACUGCCAACUAUACUUCGAUACUGUGAGCCAUCCUUCAAACGUUCACGUGAGUUUUUCUUGCAACUUCAAAUUCACUUCCAUAGGCGUCCUAACAGGCUUACAGUCAUCAAAGUUAUGAUCACUAAGUAGAUCUGAUAUAUAUUUCCUCUGACUGAGCAAAAUACCCUGAUCAUUCCGGCUAACCUCCAGUCCAAGAAAGUAAUUCAAAUUGCCGAGAUCCUUUAUACUAAAGUCUUUCUUCAAACCAUCCUUCAAAUGUCGAAUUCCUUGCUGAUCAGUCCCAGUAAUGACCAUGUCAUCAACAUACAAAAGAAGCACCAUGAGACCAGCUGAAGUUACCUUGGUAAAUAGUGAAGGAUCAUUUAGGCUUUGUUGAAAUCCUAGUUGAACGAUGGUAGACUGGAACUUCUCAAACCAGGUCCAAGGAUCCUGCUUAAGUCCGUAAAGAGAACGAUGCAGGAGGCACACUUGAUCUUCUCUACCAAAAGUAUAGCCAUGAGGUCGUUCCAUGUAUAUCACCUCCUCCAAAUCCCCAUGAAGAAAGGCAUUCUUCACGUCAAGUUGAAACAGGGGUCAAUUCUACAAUACAGCUACAGCGAGUUAGGUACGAACCGUGGACAUCUUAGCAACAUGAGCAAAAGUCUCGUUGUAAUCCACCCCAUGCUCUUGUGUAUAGCCAAGAGCAACAAGCCUAGCUCGGUGGCGUUCGAUAGAACCGUUAGGUCGCACCUUGAUGGCAUAAAUCCAUCGACUGCCAAUAGUAGGAGGACAGGGAUUGGGACGAUCAACAACCGUCCAAGUUUUAUUUGCCUCCAAUGCACCAAACUCGUCGUUCAUGGCGCUGUACCAUAUAGGAUUGUCGUGGGAUUGUUUGAAGAUGGUGGGAACAAUUAAUGUAUCCACCCAUGCGGUACGUAAUCUUGGUGGGCUAAAGGAGGCACCCCUUUAGUUAAUCUCUCUGACCGCCGAGGAGGAGCAGGAGCACUAUGCGAAGGAGAGCCAUGAGGAGAUUAGUCGGGGCUGCUGGAGGCCGACGCAGGUGCCGAGGAGGAGCUGUCUGAGCUGGACGUGGGGGAGAGAAGUUCGGGAGAGGUGGAAUCUUCAACAAGAUCAUUAGAUAAUGGCAAAUCAACCUCUUCAGUUUCAUCAAAAUGGGCAGCGAAUUGUGCUCGCCAGGAAACUCGAGUUCAGCUAUGGAUUUUGAAGGAUAGAACAUGUGAUGCUCGAAGAAGACAACAGAAAUAGCUAUCCGCAUACGUUGACUCGAAGGAUCGUAACAUAGAUACCCUUUAUGAACACUACUGUACCCAAGAAAAACACACCGUGCCGUUUUGGAAGUCAACUUAGUACGUUCACGCUUAGGAAGAAGUACAAAACACAGACAACCAAAAACUCUAAGACGAGAAUAAUCAGGAUGAUGACCAUAAAGAACGAAAUAAGGACUUUUCUGGCUUAGGACAAGAGUGUCUUGGUAAUUUAUUAAUCUCACAACAGUGACUACAGCUUCCGGCCAAAACCUACUAGGAACAGAAGAAGCAAGAAGUAAAGCUCUAGUUAACUGCAUCACAUGCCUAUUCUUACGCUCAACCAGUCCAUUUUGUUGAGAAACCCCAGGACAGGACAUUUGACUCAAGAUACCACGUGAUCGAUAAACCUCAUGUAAAUGAUUUGAGCUAAAUUCUCCUCCUGGAUCAGAACAGAUGAUUUUAACUGUCUGGUCGAAUUGAGUUUGAAUCAUAUUGAUGAAUUUUAUUGCCACAUCUCGAAGAUCAGAUUUUAAUCUAAGAAAGUAUAUCCAUGUAUAUCUGGUGGCAUGAUCAAUGAAUAGAGCAAAAUAUCUAAACCCAAGGCGAGAAACAGUCGAGGAAGGUCCCCACAGAUCGGUGUGAAUAAUGCGAAAAGGUUCAUUGAUAACAGUGGUACUAGAAGGAAAAGAUGAGCUAGAGGUUUUCGCUUCCACACAACUCGUACAAGAAUGUUGAGCAGAAAUUCCAACAAGAUUCUUUCCUAGAAGAGAUUGUUUAAACAUGACUGCCAGACGACUUGAGUGGGGAUGCCCCAAACGAGCAUGCCAAAGUUCCCACUCUUUAUUGGACAAACUAGUAAACACAUAAUGUUUUUGAAUAGGAAAUGAAGGACUAAUGACAUUCCUAGACUCAAACUGACUACUAGAAGGCUGACCCAAAGAUGAUGAUGAAACCGAAUUGUCUUUGAGUUCUUCCAAGUGCAAAAUCCUCCCCUGUUUACUCCCCCUUCCGAUCUGCCUCCCCGUCUUCAAGUCAUAUAUAACACAACCAGUAGGAGCAAAAAUAACAGAACAUCCUUGCUCAGUAAGCUGGCCAACUGAAACCAAGUUAGGAACCAAAGUAGGAACAUACAAAGUACGUGACAAGGAUACGUUCUCAGUAUCCACUUUACCAAUUCCUUUUACUGCCAUCCUAUCUCCAUUAGCAACGGUCAAACCCACAUGACCAAUAUAUUUAAUUUUUAUAA
Linum trigynum is the source of this 4627-nucleotide messenger RNA. NCBI's taxonomy places the organism in Eukaryota, Viridiplantae, Streptophyta, Magnoliopsida, Malpighiales, Linaceae. The record is from the annotation of a GenBank genome assembly.